This is a messenger RNA of Scophthalmus maximus (turbot), 1984 nucleotides long. RefSeq names its product WD repeat domain 53 (gene wdr53). The record is from RefSeq and is a predicted model, not a curated record. NCBI's taxonomy places the organism in Eukaryota, Metazoa, Chordata, Actinopteri, Pleuronectiformes, Scophthalmidae. Gene Ontology annotation, molecular function: protein binding. The transcript is spliced from 3 exons. The coding region runs from base 56 to 1237 and encodes 393 amino acids.
GCGACUCAGCUCAGCUCCACAUGGCACUGUUGUGACUGUCUCGCUAAGGGUCACCAUGGCCAGGCAGUGGUCUGAGGGCCACUUCACCUCCAUCCUGUGUGUUGGAGCUUCUGCGGGCCCUGGGGGCCUCCUCGCUUCAGGCUCUGAGGGGGGAGAGGUGACCGUUUGGAGCCAAGAAGGAACUAUCAUAGGCAGAGUUGCCCUCCCUGGUGAGGAGGACAGCACAAGUGUUGUGUUUUCACCUGCGGCUCCGGGCCAGCUGUACGUGUCACACGGCGACACAGUGAGUGUCCUGGACCCCAGGAACCUGAGGGGCCCCGUGGAGGAGUUUCAGGGUGCAGGGGAGGAGGAGAUCAACGCUUUAGCUCUGAAUGAGACGGGCUCAGCCCUGGCGGUGGCAGACGACUCCGGGGCAGUGCGGGUGCUGGAGCUUCCUGCGGGGAAAGUGUGCAGGACUCUUCGCAGACACACUAACAUCUGCUCCUCUGUGGCUUUCAGGCCUCACAGACCCAACAACCUGGUGUCUGCUGGACUGGACAUGCAGGUGAUGCUGUGGGGUCUGCAGAAGACUCGCCCAAUUUGGAUGCUGAACCUCCAGGACUUAGCGGAGGACGAGGGGGACCAGCAGCAGCGUCCUGGUCAGCUCUUCAACCCGCCACUGGCUCACUGCGUUUCUGUGGCGAGUUGUGGAAACAUUUUGGCCUGCGCGGCCGAGGACGGGCGGGUGCAUCUGAUGCGGAUUGGCAGCGGCUCGAAAUUGGAACAGCAGGGCGCAGUCAAAGCCCACAGUCAGGGAGCCUCACAAGCCCACUUUGUAAGUUUGCCUUCCCACCCAUACUGGCUCGUCACUGGGGGGAAUGACGGCCAGGUUGCCCUGUGGGACCUCAGUAAGCACCCAGUGGUGGCACCAGAGGGAAAUGCCAAAAGUGGAGUGACAGCAGGACAACGCAGGAAGGGUAAGAACAAGACAAAGAAGAAAGAACAAUCCCAGGAUAAAGCAAAGACUGCACCAAAGGCUGAAGCAGAGAAAGAGGAAGCUGAAGUGGAGGAUGAAGCAGCAGCAGCAGCAGCAGCAGCAGCAGAGGACGUGACUGAGGAGAGGUCUGGGCCCAAACUGAGCAUCAGUCAUGGGGACAAGGUGAACUGGCUGUGCCCUGCUGUGCUGAAAGGAGAACAGUGUGUGGUAGUAGCCGAUCAGAGCUGCAGUCUGACUGUCUACCCUCUGUCCCACCUAUAGGUUUAUGCACUUUACACCAUGUUAUAAUUACAUUAGUUUGAUUAGCUUUAUUUUUUUAGGUUAAACGCUUUUUUGAAAUUCUUCAGAUAAUACAAUCCUGUGUGUUGCUGUUAGGAACCUCAUCACAGUCUGUCAGCUGCUGAAAGUAAUGAGCCUCUUCAUAUCACAGUGGAAAAACGGUAUGAUCAUUAACUUUUAAUAGUAUCUUUUGAUGGCAGCCAAGUUAUUAAAGAGCCUAUUAUCUUACACAUGAACUGAAACAAGCCAGGACCACAGGGGAUGAAGGUUUGUACAAGUCUUCACUACUGUGACUGUUGAGAUCUCAGCUGUUAGAAUUAUUCAUCAUGCUCCAAUCUGACACACUUAAUUAAGUCUACAUUUAGUCAGUAAUAGCUGCAGAUUUCACAGCCACCGCGUUGACACAACCAAGACAAUCCAUUAUUUUCAAGUGAAAUGUGAAGAUCUUGCUCUCUUUUAAGUCUAAACUGAGGGCAAGAACCAAAUGUAACCAUUUUGUUUGAUUGGUCUGAACUGUGCAACAGCAGUUGUUAGGUCUUUACAACAGUAAUCAAACCCCACGAAAAAAGGUUAUUCGUAAUGACUUUGAACAAUAUUUAACAAACUAAAUGUGUAGUUAUAGGUCUUAUUUAUUGCCAUCUUCACUCAUUAGUAGGGGUUCAGUUUGUGUGUGGUCUUUUAUAGAGUCUUUGAUGUGGUCCUAUUAAAAAUGUUCUCCUUUGAAAUAUA